Molecule: messenger RNA, 878 nt
Organism: Lagopus leucura (white-tailed ptarmigan)
Lineage: Eukaryota; Metazoa; Chordata; Aves; Galliformes; Phasianidae
Gene: KCNIP3
Product: potassium voltage-gated channel interacting protein 3
Exons: 8
Coding region: 21-707 (228 amino acids)
Biological process (GO): regulation of potassium ion transmembrane transport; negative regulation of transcription by RNA polymerase II
Cellular component (GO): voltage-gated potassium channel complex; nucleus
Molecular function (GO): calcium ion binding; DNA-binding transcription repressor activity, RNA polymerase II-specific; potassium channel regulator activity
Source: RefSeq, a predicted model, not a curated record
GCCCCCCGCCCGCCGCGGGCAUGCAGGGCAUGGAGCUGUGCGCCGUGGCCGUCGUCAUCCUCCUCUUCAUCGCCGUCCUGAAGCAGUUCGGCAUCCUGGAGCCCAUCUCUGUGGAAGACACCAGUGACGGCGACGUGGAGCUCUCUGCCGCCCGGCACCAACCCGAGGGGCUGGAGGAGCUGCAGGCACACACCAAGUUCACCAAGAAGGAGCUGCAGUCCCUCUACCGUGGCUUCAAGAACGACUGUCCCAGCGGCCACGUGGACGAGGAGACCUUCACGCUCAUCUACGCGCAGUUCUUCCCGCAGGGAGAUUCCAGCGCCUACGCUCACUUCUUGUUCAACGCCUUCGAUGCGGACAGCAGCGGGGCGCUCUGCUUCGAGGACUUUGUCGUCGGGCUGUCCGUCCUGCUGCGGGGCACGGCGCAGGAGAAGCUGAACUGGGCUUUCAACCUCUACGACAUCAAUAAGGACGGCCGCAUCACCAAGGAGGAGAUGCUGGAGAUCAUGAAAUCCAUUUAUGAUAUGAUGGGCCGCUGCACCCUGCCUGCCCCGCGGGACAGCGCGCCUGCAGAGCACGUGGAGCAGUUCUUCCAGAAGAUGGACAGGAAUGGGGACGGCGUGGUGACCUACGAGGAGUUCCUGGAGACGUGCCAGCAGGAUGCGGACAUCAUGAGUUCCAUGCAGAUCUUUGAGAACACCAUUUAGAGCACAGGGAUCCCAGGAUGGCCGUGGUGGGACACGGCGUGAGAGAUGUUGCAAAUGAGGAGAAACCCUUUAUAAUGAGAAGAAAAACCUCAAUAAUGAGAAGAAAAACCUCAAUAAUGAGGAGAAACCCUUAAGAAUAAGGAUGACGUGGCCAGCUUGCACACUGGCCCC